Molecule: messenger RNA, 249 nt
Organism: Phalaenopsis equestris
Lineage: Eukaryota; Viridiplantae; Streptophyta; Magnoliopsida; Asparagales; Orchidaceae
Source: RefSeq, a predicted model, not a curated record
GUGAUCCUGGAAGGCCCACGGGUAAGCAAAGAUUCGAAUUCGAGAUUGGCAGAGAAACGGACCGUGCGAGCACGAACCAAAGGAAGGUGCCAAGCCGAAGUGUACAAAUCUCAUAGUGGGGAAGUCCGGAUCAAUCCGUCGAAAGAGAAGCCUCUCAGUCUAAAUGGAAGUAGACCAAAGAGUUUCAGAGGAAGAAAUGUGAAAGUAGGGGCUGCUAAGCGCCCAGACCCAGAAUUCAUUGAAAAUGGA